AUGGCUCCAUUGACAGCAUCGUCGUUCACACCCCAAGCCAGGCUGACAUACCUGGGCAUAUCAGCCAUCGUACGACGGCACUUCAGCGCAUCUGCACAUCGAUCCGAUUCAGGCGCCUACUCCCGAUCAGACUUCAAUAAUCAGCCGUAUACCGGCAUAUAUGAGCCCGGGCAGCCAACCGAAGGUCCAUUACGAGAUGCAUCCAACAUUGGAGCGCCACGCAUAACCCCCUCGAUCCUCAAGCAGCACCUCGACCAAUUCGUCGUCGGCCAGGAGCGUGCUAAGAAGACCCUUGCAACGGCAGUCUACAACCACUACCAGCGGAUACAAGAGCUGCAGAGACGAGAUGAAGAGGAGGAGGAGUUGCUGGCGCAGGAGGAGCGAAGGCGGAUGUCACAACACCCUCGGCAUCCUGUAGAAGGUAGGGAAGGAGAGCUCAAGAGAGGGAUUGCUGUGCCUUCGCUGACGAGAGAUUGGCAUGGUGAAGAUGAAUUUCCUGGCCAGCAACAAACUAUCAAUCUUGGACCGCCCAGUUCAGGCCAACAGCAGCAAAGAACUUGGGAGCCGAAUGGUCCAGGGCCGCCUUCAUCACCCUUGCAUGAUCCUAGUCCUUUGACGAUAGAAAAGAGCAAUGUGUUAUUACUGGGUCCGUCAGGAGUUGGAAAGACGUUGAUGGCAAGGACAUUGGCUAGAGUGCUUGAGGUACCAUUCAGCAUGUCCGACUGCACACCCUUCACUCAGGCUGGAUACAUUGGCGAGGAUGCUGAAGUAUGUGUGCAGCGGUUGCUGGCAGCAGCAAACUAUGAUGUGACACGAGCCGAGCGUGGUAUCAUCUGUCUGGAUGAGAUAGACAAGAUUGCUACAGCCAAGGUCUCGCACGGGAAGGACGUCAGCGGCGAGGGCGUACAACAAGCUCUGUUGAAAAUCAUCGAAGGAACGACGUUACAGAUCCAAGCCAAACAAGAGCGAGGCAGUGGUGCUGGCACAGAUCGUAAUCGGGGACAAAACGCAGGCUACCCAACGAACAGCCCCCUCUCAGGCGGUAACAUGGGUCAACCGUCUUCAGGUGCUCAGAAAGGCGAGGUCUACAACGUCAAGACGGACAACAUCCUCUUCAUCUGCGCAGGCGCGUUCAACGGUCUACACAAAAUGAUCCUCGACCGAAUAAGCAAAGGCAGCAUCGGCUUCGGCGCAACCGUCCGCGCAGCGCCAGGCUCAGACUCCAGCGGCCAACAACACGAAACAAUCCUCGAAGGCGAAGACGAUCUCUUCGAAAAACACCUCCCCUACUACGCCCCACCUUCACCAACACCCGACCCAUCCAGACCCCCACCAAAACGAAUGUACAACACCCUCGACCUGGUCGAACCCCAAGACCUCCAAAAAUACGGCCUCAUCCCCGAACUCGUCGGCCGCAUCCCCCUCUCCUGCGCCCUCUCCUCCCUCGACAUCGACGCCCUCGUCAAAGUCCUCACCGAACCCCGCAACAGCCUCCUAAAGCAAUACCAACAACUCUUCUCCCUCUCCAGCAUCGACCUCCGCUUCACCACGCCCGCCCUGCACGCCAUCGCCCGCACAGCCUCCAAAAUGGGCACCGGCGCCCGCGGCCUCCGCACCGUCAUGGAACGCCUCCUCGCCGACGCCAUGUACGAAACGCCCGGCUCCGGCAUCAAAUACGUCCUCAUCAGCGAGGACGUCGCGAGCAGGAAGGCCGGCGCGGUGUAUUUCCCGCGGGGUCAGCAGAGUCGGUUCCAUGGGAUGAUUGCCGCAGAGGAGGAGGCGUGGGAGGAGAGGAAGAGGGCGGAGAAUCCUGAUGAGAGUGAGUUUGAGGCGAGGGCGAGGAAUAAUAGUCAGGGCGGGGCGGCGAAGACGUUUGAGGAGUAUCGGGAGAAGGCGACUGCGGCGGGGUUUCAGUAG
Zasmidium cellare ATCC 36951 is the source of this 1917-nucleotide messenger RNA. RefSeq lists its product as uncharacterized. Gene Ontology annotation, biological process: proteolysis; protein catabolic process. Gene Ontology annotation, molecular function: ATP binding; ATP hydrolysis activity. Bases 1 to 1917 code for a protein of 638 amino acids. NCBI's taxonomy places the organism in Eukaryota, Fungi, Ascomycota, Dothideomycetes, Mycosphaerellales, Mycosphaerellaceae. The record is from RefSeq and is a predicted model, not a curated record. The transcript has a single exon. Gene Ontology annotation, cellular component: mitochondrial matrix.